Molecule: messenger RNA, 1499 nt
Organism: Exaiptasia diaphana
Lineage: Eukaryota; Metazoa; Cnidaria; Anthozoa; Actiniaria; Aiptasiidae
Product: putative agmatine deiminase
Exons: 2
Coding region: 163-1185 (340 amino acids)
Biological process (GO): putrescine biosynthetic process
Molecular function (GO): agmatine deiminase activity; protein-arginine deiminase activity
Source: RefSeq, a predicted model, not a curated record
UUUAGUGUGUAAACAUCUGSUAUCAUUACAUUUGAGUCGAAAAACACUCUUUGUCUACAAAAAAUCGUUGAAAUAUUUCAACACUUGGCAAAAAAAAUAACUUUCAGAAGAUUUUCAGCGGUUUUUAGGAAAACUCUGGUUUUUCGGACACUAAAGAAGGGCAUGGAGAGCAAGAAGCAAGUGAUUGUGGUAUCUCUACCUGGUGAGAGUGAUCAACAGUACUAUGGUUUCCAUAAGCAUCUCGCAAAUAUCUACAUCCAAAUGGACAAUCUUACCGARGGAAGAGAUCACUUGUUUAUUCUCCAUGACAAGUCUGGAAGAUGGUAUUUAAACCGCCAUGAUUUCAAGAAUGCCCACCUCAUUGAAGUGAAUCCAUCGUUGGACAUGUGGAUGAGGGAUUUCCCACCAACUGUUCCAGAACGUCAGGUCAAAUUCAGAUACAAACCAGGGUAUAUCAAAUCAUCGCAAGCAAAGAAAGAUCAGGCUGCGUUUGAUGUCUUUGCUGAACAAGUUGGUUUGCCUCCCUUGGAUCACUGCAACAUUAUUMUUGAAGGGGGAAAUAUAGUGGACAAUGGCAAGGACAUUGCACUUGUUUCUGAUAGAGUAUUCAAAGAAAACAAGGGCAUGAGCAGAGAUGCUCUCACAGAGAAAUUAGAAUCGGCUAUMAAGAGGAAAGUAGUUUAUAUACCAGACUCUGGUGAAACCACAGGUCAUGCAGACGGAGUCGUUUCGUUUGUAGAAGAAGACGUUCUUCUYGUUGCUUACUAUGAAGAYGACAAGGARUACUUCGAAAUGAUAGAAAAUGAGGUCAGRAAAGCUUUUGGAGAUCAGAUCAAAGUUGUACCAUUACCAUGCUAUCUGGAAAAGAAGACMUCCCAUGGUUUUGGAUCUUCUGAAGGCUCUUAUGCCAACACUGCRGUUACAAAUAAUGCUGUUUAUGUUCCUAUGUUCUCACGUCAAAGCAGCAACAGAAAAGCUUUGGAAGCUUUCCAGAGAUUUACCAAGAAAGACGUGGUUCCUGUUCCUGGGCUUGAUAAAGUUGCUAAACUUGGUGGUAGUAUUMGGUGUAUGUCCUGGCAAAUUGACCAAGACCAUCCAAUAGCAAAGAAGCUGUUCCAGUAUGUUGAGGGCAAUGCAUCUGGUGAUUUUGAAGAUGAUCAUGAUGACGGAGAUGAUGAACACUAGAAGUUCCUCUUGACAAAAGUAUAUUCACUUCGACUUAUAUGAUAGUAAUAUAUAUAUAUCCAUCCAUUGAUUGCUAGGGGAUUACAUUGCAGGUUCGCAUAUACAUGUAUUUCAUCUUAGAGUUUUGCUGAAGAAGGCCGAAGUGCCGAAACGUUCAUUAAAAAGUAGAAAACCUAGUUACAAGUUGCGUGGCUUUUUCUUCAUUUAUUCUAUUUAUGUAUUUCAUCUUAUAUGUAGUUUUUGACGUAGUUCGUUCCCGGCAUACUGACUAGUGAGGUCCAAGUAAAGAUAUCAUAUAAAUAAAAUUAUACCAA